Fulmarus glacialis (Northern fulmar) is the source of this 765-nucleotide messenger RNA. RefSeq lists its product as uncharacterized. The record is from RefSeq and is a predicted model, not a curated record. The transcript is spliced from 7 exons. Lineage: Eukaryota; Metazoa; Chordata; Aves; Procellariiformes; Procellariidae. The coding region runs from base 1 to 765 and encodes 254 amino acids.
AUGGCUGCGCUGGCUCGGAGCGUCCUGGUGACGGGGUCCAACCGGGGCAUUGGGCUGGAGCUCGUGAGGCAGCUCGCUGCCAGCCCCCGGCCCCCCCAGCACAUUUUUGCCACCUGCCGUGACCCCGAGGGACGGGGGCCAGCCCUGCGAGAAUUAGCUGCCCAGCACCCCAGCAUCAAACUGGUCCAGCUAGACACAGUGAACUUGCCCAGCAUCCGAGGGGCCGUACGGGCUGUGGGGUCUCAUCUGAAGGACCAGGGAUUGAACCUGCUCAUCAACAACGCGGGCGUCAGCUCGCACGCCACACUGCGCUCCCUGGAUUCUCAGGAGAUGCUCUCCACGUUUGCCACCAACGUGGUCGGGCCACUCCAGGUUGCCAAGGAAUUUCUGCCGUUCCUGGAGAAGGCAGCGAAGGGUGCGGGGAAGGAGGGGCUGAGCUGCAGCAGGGCCGCGGUCAUAAACGUCUCCACCAAACUGGGCUCCAUCGGGCUGUGCCUUGGGGUGCCAGAGGCCCCCAUGUACCCGUACCGUGCCAGCAAGGCUGCCCAGAACAUGGUGACGAGGUGCAUGGCUGCGGACCUCCAAGACAAGGGCAUCUUGUGCACAGCCAUCCAUCCUGGCUGGGUGAAGACCGACAUGGGGACGGAGAAGGCACCCCUGAUGGUGGAGCACAGCGUGCGGGGCAUCCUGACCGUGCUGGCCAGCCUCUCGCAGGACACCUCCGGAGCCUUCCUUGACUGGGAAGGGAACCGCCUGCCCUGGUGA